AUGGCCACAACAAGAGAGAAACAUCCAGUGUCUGGGUGCAAUCUCUUGCCUUUGUUCCCACUGCUUUUCACUUUCUUCCUCACAGACAUAUGGCACAAAGGAGGCCCUUGCCCUGUGAGCCACUUCUGUCCAGAAGGGACCGGCUAUCCCCUUCCCUGCCUUGCAGGAACUUAUAACAAUCUGACCAGACAAGCUGCGUGUUCGCCUUGUGCAGCUGGCUACUACUGCCCUGAAAACACCACCAGCUACCAUGCCUACCCCUGCCCACCUGGCUUCUACUGCCCCAAAGCAACAAGGUUUGCCACUGAGUUUCCUUGCCCCCGGGGUUAUUAUAACCCUGACCCCAUGACCCAGAGCCUGGAUAGCUGCCUGCCCUGUCCCCCAGGGCACUACUGCGGGAAGGAGAAUUUAACAGCCGUGUCAGGGAAGUGUGAUGCAGGCUGGUUCUGUGUAUCGGCUGCAUGGACCGCACAGCCCUUCGACCUGGAUAAUUACACCAAUGCCAACUGCCUGUGUCCAGCCACUGCCACCGGAGGGAAGUGCAUGGCUGGGUUCUACUGCCCUGAGGGCAGCCUUGAGCCCAUUCCCUGCCCUCCGGGGUUUUACUGCCAUGCGUCAGGUCUGUCUGAACCCAGCGGGAAAUGUGCCGCUGGGUUUUAUUGCACAGGAGGAGCAGCCAGCUCUAAACCAACUGAUGGUGCUACUGGGAAUAUCUGCCCCCCGGGCACCUACUGCACUGCAGGGUCAACAAUGCCUAGGCUCUGCCCACCUGGUACCUUUUCCAACCUGCAAGGGCAGAGCAUGGUUUCUGAGUGCCAGCUUUGUCCGUCUGGAUUUUAUUGUGAAGGUUCUGGCCUCAGUGCCCCCACUGGAGAGUGCUGGGAAGGUUAUUACUGUGACAGCAGCCAAGGGCCAGUCAGUGAUUUCACCCUUUACCCAUGCCCGCAGGGCUUUUACUGCCCACCCGGAACACACCAGGGAACUCAAUACAGCUGUCCCUCAGGUACCUUUGGUCCCAGGCAGAAGCUGAAGAGUAUCCAGGAAUGUCAGAGAUGCCCACUUGGAAAAUACUGUGAGUUUCCUGGUCUCUCAGCCCCAACAGGGGCCUGCUCUGAAGGAUUCUGGUGCAAGGGAGGUGCCCGAGUAAGAGACCCAAUGGAUGGAGUAACAGGGCUCCCUUGUCCUCCUGGGCAUUAUUGUCUUGCAGGAACACCCACUCCAUCUCUGUGCCCACAUGGCACCUGGUCCAGCAACGAAGGGAAUAAGAACCUGCGGGGAUGCCAGCAUUGUCCUGGAGGACAUUACUGCAAUAGCACUGGACUGGUAGUGCCAUCAGGACACUGCAGCCCAGGGUUUUACUGCAUUGCGGGGGCCAGAACACCAACACCCACCGAUGGCGUCUCAGGAGCUCCAUGCCCCAUGGGACACUCCUGUCCCCUGGGAACCAAGAAUCCCAUCCCCUGCUCCCCUGGCACUUACAUGCCACAGACACAUGGAGAAGAGUGCUACACCUGCCCAGAGGGUAAAUACUGUGUCCCUCCUCAGAUGCCACAAUUUUGUCCUAAAGGCUUCUUCUGUCCCAAAGGAACAGGUCUUGACUGGCAGCCUUGCCCACCAGGGACCUACAACCCUGAACGAGGGCUGGAGAGCAGCACUGGGUGCAGAGCUUGUGAUGGAGGGAAGUUCUGUCUGUACCAUAAUGCAACAGAUGUGACUGGAGAGUGCUGGGAAGGCUACUACUGUGCACAGGGAUCAGACAGGCCCAACCCAGAGGCCAGGCUCCAAGGUCAGGCUGGCCCUUGUCCUCCAGGCCACUACUGUCCAAAGGGCACUGCUGUCCCCAAGCAUUGUCCUGUGGGAACCUUCAGCACAAGGAUCAAGUUGAGCUCAGAGGUAGGGAAAUGCACAGGGUGA
Messenger RNA from Trachemys scripta elegans, 1914 nucleotides. Its product is annotated as multiple epidermal growth factor-like domains protein 6. The coding region runs from base 1 to 1914 and encodes 637 amino acids. The record is from RefSeq and is a predicted model, not a curated record. NCBI's taxonomy places the organism in Eukaryota, Metazoa, Chordata, Testudines, Emydidae. The transcript has 11 exons.